Molecule: messenger RNA, 170 nt
Organism: Racocetra fulgida
Lineage: Eukaryota; Fungi; Glomeromycota; Glomeromycetes; Diversisporales; Gigasporaceae
Source: the annotation of a GenBank genome assembly
AAAAUUUAUGGGAUAAAUUAGAUGAUACUAUAAUAAAUGAACAAAUAAUUAAUUUAAAUUUAGAAAUAGAUAUAGAUGAUAUAAAAAAUAAUGAAUUAGAUUUAGAUUGUAUAGAUCUUGAUGAUGAUGAUAUAGAUGAUACAGAUUUAAAUUAUACUGAAAAUAAUUAA